Messenger RNA from Myodes glareolus (Bank vole), 6156 nucleotides. RefSeq names its product zinc finger CCCH-type containing 13 (gene Zc3h13). Gene Ontology annotation, cellular component: nuclear speck. The record is from RefSeq and is a predicted model, not a curated record. Lineage: Eukaryota; Metazoa; Chordata; Mammalia; Rodentia; Cricetidae. Gene Ontology annotation, molecular function: metal ion binding.
GCGAAACGGGGCAAACUAGCGACUUCCGGUGGCGUUUUGAUGCCGCCUGUCUAGCGGCCUGGCCGAGUUGCGGCCGCAGCCCGUUGCCCUGCUGCGACCUCUGUGCGUCUCCUCCUGUGUCCCAAGCUCUCUGGAAGCCUGGCGAGGAUCCGGGCGGCUCCGCUGCUCCCUGUUCCCGGCGUCCGUCAGCCUGCGGAGGACCGGUUCCUGGGAGCCGCGCGUGCACCUCCUCCCCGUUGUCGUCCCGGGGCCGGGCGCGGGGACAGUCGGCUCCCCAGCUCCUCGGAGCGGAGGCGGCGGGGACGCCUGAGGACUGCGCUUGCUAAGGGUGCUCAGAGAGGAGUAGUUCAAAAUGUCAAAAAUUAGGAGGAAGGUCACAGUGGAAAACACCAAGACCAUAUCUGAGAGUACAUCCAGAAGACCUAGUGUAUUUGAGAGGCUUGGACCCAGCACUGGCAGCACAGCAGAGACACAGUGCCGGAACUGGCUGAAGACUGGCAGCUGCCUCUAUGGAAAUACUUGUAGGUUCAUACAUGGCCCUUCACCUCGUGGGAAAGGUUACAGCAGCAAUUACAGAAGGUCACCGGAAAGACCUACAGGUGACCUCAGAGAAAGAAUGAAGAAUAAGCGUCAGGAUGUGGACACUGAGUCCCAGAAACGGAGCACAGAGGAGUCAUCCUCACCUGUGAGGAAAGAAUCUUCAAGAGGGAGACACAGAGACAAGGAAGACAUAAAAAUUGUUAAGGAGAGAACUCCAGAAAGCGAAGAAGAACAUGUAGAAUGGGAGACUAACAGAGAUGAUUCUGACAAUGGAGAUAUUAAUUAUGAUUAUGUGCAUGAGUUGUCAUUGGAAAUGAAGCGUCAGAAAAUACAGAGAGAAUUAAUGAAAUUGGAACAAGAAAACAUGGAUAAAAGAGAAGAAAUUAUCAUUCAAAAGGAGGUUUCCCCAGAAGUGGUGAGAUCGAAAUUGUCUCCAUCGCCCUCUCUGAGAAAGUCCAGUAAAUCGCCAAAGCGGAAGUCAAGCCCCAAGGCAUCUUCAGCUGGCAAGAAAGAGCGGAAGGCUGCUGUGGUGGCUUCUCCACUGUUGGACCAGCAGAGGACUUCAAAAAGCAACCAAAGUAAAAAGAAAGGGCCACGUACUCCUAGUCCACCUCCUCCUAUACUGGAAGAUAUCAUUCUGGGGAAGAAAUACAAAGAAAAGUAUAAAGUGAAAGACAGGAUAGAAGAAAAACCAAGAGAUGGAAAGGACAGAGGACGGGAUUUUGAAAGGCAAAGAGAAAAAAGAGACAAGCCAAGGUCCUCCUCCCCAGGACAGCACCAUUCUCCUCUGUCUUCUAGACAUCACUCCUCCUCCUCGCAGUCAGGAUCGUCUGUUCAGAGACAUUCACCUUCUCCUCGUCGGAAAAGGACUCCCUCCCCAUCCUACCAGCGGACUUUAACUCCUUCUUUACGGCGUUCCGCCUCUCCUUACCCAACACAUUGCCUGUCUUCUCCUCAGAGGAAGCAGAGUCCUCCAAGACAUCGCUCUCCAAUGAGAGAAAAAGGGAGGCAUGAUCAUGAACGGACUUCACAGUCACAUGAUCGGCGUCACGAAAGGAGGGAAGAAACUCGAGGCAAAAGGGAUAGAGAAAAGGACACCAGAGAAGACCGAGAGUCUGAACAUGACCAUAGGGAUGACAGAGAACCUCGAGACAGCCGGGACCGGAGAGAUACUAGAGACCGUAGGGAACUAAGAGACUCCAGAGACAUCCGGGACUCCAGAGAGAUGAGAGACUAUGGCAGAGAUACCAAGGAGAGCCGUGAUCCCAGAGAUUCCCGGUCAGCUCGGGAUGUACAUGACUACAGAGACCGUGAAGCUCGGGAUACUCGGGAAAUUCGAGAUGUUCGGGAUGCUCGGGAAGUUCGCGAUGUUCGGGAUGUUCGGGAUGCUCGUGAUGCUCGAGAUGCUCGCGAUGCGCGGGAUGUGCGGGAUGUGCGGGAUGUUCGGGAUGCUCGCGAUGUUCGGGAAAUCCGGGAUGUUCGGGAAACCCGGGAUGCUCGAGAUGUUCGGGAUGCUCGAGAUGUUCGCGAUGCUCGCGAUGGUCACCGGAAGGAGGAUGUGUACCAGGAAGAAGCCCGCAGUUAUGGCAGAAACCACCUGAGAGAGGAGAGCUCUCGAGUUGAACUAAGGAAUGACUCUAGAAAUGAGUCUCGAAGUGAAAUUAGAAAUGACAGGAUGGGCAGAAGUAGGGGGAGAGGACCAGAAUUGCCUGAAAAGGGAAGUCGAGGCACAAGAAGUUCCCAAAUGGAUAGCCACAGUAGCAGCAGCAACUACCAUGACAGCUGGGAAACGCGGAGCAGCUAUCCCGAGAGAGACAGAUACCCUGAGAGAGACGCUCGCGAUCAAGCCAGGGAUGCUUCUUUUGAGAGAAGGCAUGGAGAAAGAGACCGGCGGGACAACCGGGAGCGAGAUCAAAGACCAAGCUCACCUGUUCGACAUCAGGGAAGGAGCGAGGAGCUCGAGCGUGAGGACAGAAGAGAGGAGCGGAGAGUAGACAGAGUGGAGGAGAGAAGAGAGGAGCGGGUUCGGGACAGAGACAGGGACCGGGAGCGAGAAAGGGAGCGCGAGAGAGAGCGGGAACGAGAUCGGGAGCGAGAGAAAGAAAGAGAAAGAGAACUAGAAAGAGAACGAGCUAGAGAGCGGGAAAGAGAGAGAGAGAAAGAGAGGGAAAGGGAGCGAGAACGAGAGCGAGAUCAGAGAGAUCGUGACCAUGAUCGAGAGCGAGAAAGAGAGAGGGAGCGGGAGAGGGAAAAAGAACGGGAGCGAGAAAGAGAAGAGAGAGAGAGGGAAAGAGAACGUGAACGGGAGCGUGAAAGAGAACGAGAACGAGAGAGGGAGCGAGAAAGGGCAAGAGAAAGAGAAAAAGAGCGAGAACGGCAAAGAGAAUGGGAAGACAAAGACAGGGGACGCGAUGACCGCCGGGAGAAGCGCGAGGACAUCCGGGAGGACCGGAGCCUCAGAGAAGGCCACGAGGAGAGGAAAGCCAAGAAACGUUAUAGAAACGAAGGGAGUCCCAGCCCCCGGCAGUCCCCCAAGCGCAGGCGAGAGCAUUCUCCAGACAGUGACGCCUACCACAGUGGGGAUGACAAAAAUGAAAAACAUAGACUCUUGAGCCAGGUCGUACGACCUCAAGAUUCUCGCUCUCUCAGCCCAUCCCACCUCCCAGAAGACAGGCAGGGUAGAUGGAAAGAGGAGGAUCGUAAAUCAGAAAGGAGAGAGAGUUCAAGGCGCUAUGAGGAGCAAGAACUCAGAGAGAAGGUUUCUUCUGGUGACAGGCAGAGGGAGCCAGCAGAGAGCGUGGACAGCUCAAGAGCUCGCACACAGGACCUCAUUAGCCACCGCCAGCCUGAAGACCGCGACCGCGAUGGGUCUGAUCGAGCCCACGAUGAAAAGAAAAAAGCAAAAGCUCCAAAGAAGCCUAUUAAGAAGAAAAAGGAGGAUGAUGUUGGACUAGAGAGGAGCAACCUUGAGACAUCUGAAGAUGCUCAAGUAUUUUCACCAAAAAAAGGACAGAAGAAGAAAAACGUUGAGAAAAAGCGUAAAAGAUCCAAAGGUGAUUCUGAUGUCUCUGAUGAAGAGUCGGCCCCACAGAACAAGAAGAAGAGAGGCCCGCGCACGCCCCCUCUGGCCAUCAAGGAGGAACUGCUUGACAUUUCCACUGACAAGGAUGGCUUGCUCGAGGAUUCACUAAAGAAGGAAGAUACAGCCUUUAGUGACUGGUCGGAUGAGGAUGUGCCUGACCGCGCAGAGGGCAUGGAGCCUGAGCACACCGCAGCCACUGCCACUCCUGGCAGUACCCCUUCCCCACUCUCAUCUCUUCUCCCUCCCCCGCCUCCUGUGGCUGUUGCCAGUACUGCAUCCACUGCUCUUGCCUCCUCAGCUGUUGCUACCUCUGCCAUUAUUUCCAGCUCUGCCUCCACCUCCAGUGCCAAUGCCAGUGAAGACUCACAUAGAAAAUGCCAUAGGACACGAGUGGAGAAAGUGGAAGCAUCUCAUGUGGCCCUAGAAGAUCCACCACAUCGCAAGCUGGUGGAUCAAAAGAGGAGCAGCAGCCUUGGAAGCAACCGGAGUCACCGUAGCCACACCUCUGGUCGCCUGCGCUCCCCAUCUAAUGAUUCUGCUCAUCGAAGUGGGGAUGACCAGGGUAGUCGGAAAAGAGUGCUGCACAGUGGCUCCAGAGACAGAGAAAAAACAAAAAGCCUGGAAAUCACGGGAGAAAGAAAAUCUAGGAUAGAUCAGUUAAAGCGUGGAGAACCCAGCCGAAGUACUUCUUCAGAUCGCCAGGAUUCCAGAAGCCACAGCUCAAGAAGAAGCUCCCCUGAGUCAGAUCGCCAGGUUCAUUCAAGGUCUGGGUCAUUUGACAGCCGAGACAGGCUUCAAGAGCGAGAUCGGUAUGAGCAUGACCGAGAGCGGGAGAGGGACCGGAGAGACCCGAGGCAGAGGGAAUGGGACCGGGAAGCUGAAAAAGAGUGGCCGCGAACCCGAGACCGAGAUCGACUGCGGGAACGAGAAAGAGAGCGAGACAAAAGAAGAGACUUAGACAGAGAAAGAGAGAGACUGACCACUGACCCUGUGGACAGGGACAGAGACCGAGAUAGAACUUUUGAGUCUUCUCAGUCAGAAUCUGUUAAACGCAGUGAAGCCAAACUGGAGAGCGAGCACGAAAGAGACCUUGACGGCAGUUCCCGGGACUCAGCAACCAUGGAUAAAGAAAGGAUGGACAGAGACCUGGGGUCUGUGCAAGGGUUUGAAGACUUGAGUAAAGCUGAGCGAACAGAGAGUCUGGAAGCAGGAGAUGACGAGUCGAAGUUAGAUGAUGCACAUUCGUUAGGCUCUGGUGCUGGGGAAGGAUAUGAACCCAUCAGUGAUGAUGAACUAGAUGAAAUUCUCGCCGGGGAUGCAGAAAAGAGAGAGGACCAGCAGGAAGAGGAGAAGAUGCCAGAUCCUUUAGAUGUGAUAGAUGUGGAUUGGUCUGGACUUAUGCCAAAGCAUCCCAAAGAACCGAGAGAGCCAGGGGCUGCGCUCUUCAAGUUCACACCCGGAGCUGUUCUGCUGCGAGUCGGGAUUUCUAAGAAGUUGGCAGGUUCUGAACUAUUUACUAAAGUUAAGGAAACAUGUCAACGACUUCUAGAAAAACCCAAAGAUGCAGAUGGCCUUUUCGAGCAUGAGCUAGGGGCUCUCAACAUGGCUGCCUUACUGCGAAAAGAAGAGCGAGCAAGUCUCCUUAGUGACCUGGGACCAUGUUGUAAAGCAUUAUGUUUCAGACGGGAUUCUGCAAUCCGGAAGCAGCUUGUGAAGAACGAAAAGGGAACUGUGAAGCAGGCGUACACAAACACUCCGAUGGUGGACAACGAGCUACUGCGGCUGAGUCUUCGGUUAUUUAAGAGGAAGACCACUUGUCAAACCCCUGGACAAGACAAGAUGGAAGACAGUAAACUAGCACCGUCCAGUAUCCAGCAGGAGCUGUGCGUGUCCUAGACAAAAGUUUGGGCAGCAGAUAGAACUUUCCUGAAGUUCUAUAGUUUGAAACAUUAAUAUUAAAGAGACAGAAGUUCAUCAGCUAGACCAGGAGUGAAGAACUGAUCUCUAGAGACAGCGGUUCUGGUUCUUUUAAGAUUUUACAUUAAUUUUUAUACAGUACUUGACAUUCAGCCAAAAUAAUGUGAAAGCAUCUAGAUUUAGUAGUUUCCUCUGUGUCUUCAUUAAAAUUGAGGAUUUGAGGAUACCAGGUCAUCCCUGCUCUUUAAGCCUGUGAAUCCUCCCUGUGACAUCAGUGCACUGAUUUUCAUUCUGGAUCAUCGUACAGACACUGACCUUAGUCCGAAAGGCAGCGUUGAUGGGAGUCACUGUACAUGCUGCAGUGUCAUGUACAGCACCGGGGAGCGCAGGUCUAGGGGUGAGCCUGUAGGCAGGCUCCCCAAUGGAAGCCCAAGUGUGGUUUUUCAUUUUUUCUUUUGAAAAUUCUAAAGAAAAAAAAAUUGACUCACUGGGACUUUUUACACAUGUACAUAGUUACAUUAUAUAUUGGAAGUCUUUGGACUCUUGAGUGGGGUUUAUUGUUUCUUGUCAGAGACUGUCUUGUUUUAUUUUUAAUAAAUGUCUGUUUCCUUGUUGUA